AUGUGCUGGCUCGAGAAACAGUGGCCAAACUGCCCCAUUUGCGGAAGUGUCGGUGUUCCUGAGAUUCAAUAUCUUGGAUGUCCCUUCGAACAACCUCUGGGUGAGUGCAAUCUCGUCUUCGAGGCCUCUGCUAACACCUCCAGACCCCACCCUACUUGCGUUCAAAUUGAUCAAAUCGCCCGCGAAGUUGCCCUUGGUAGAGUCCGUGAGUCCCACCCUGUACCUGCUUACACCGACGCACGCGAUGGUGUUAGUCCUUCUGAGUCUCCUCUUCCUUCUCCUUUUCUUCAACACCCCCCAGUCGCGAAUCCCGGAGCUGCCCUUCCUGCCGGCUGGACAUCCAGCGGCUCUAACAACCCUUCCCACGCAAUGACCAUCGCCACAAACCGCCGUAAUGAACUUCACAGCAUGAUGCUUGAAAUUGCUCCAACUCUGUCAGACCUCAAGAACACAAUUGCACCUCUCGACCCACAGUUUGCCCUGGUGAUCGAAUGGAUCCCCACGCACAUGUGUGCUAUCCUCACCGCUGCUAAUACUUAUAUCGAUAGAGUCACGAACUUUGAAUUUGAGAAUACCAACGGGACCGGCAUUCCAGGGAACGCUAGCUUCCAGAUCGGUGCAAUUGUUGAUGGCAUCACAAACUCCCUUGCUUUCUAUGAGUCAGCUCCUAUCUGGUUCAGACGCUACACUGAUCUUAUUACUCACCUUAGGCGUCUUGCUGGUUAA
Molecule: messenger RNA, 726 nt
Organism: Aureobasidium namibiae CBS 147.97
Lineage: Eukaryota; Fungi; Ascomycota; Dothideomycetes; Dothideales; Saccotheciaceae
Exons: 1
Coding region: 1-726 (241 amino acids)
Source: RefSeq, a predicted model, not a curated record